Sycon ciliatum is the source of this 3913-nucleotide messenger RNA. Its product is annotated as nischarin-like. The transcript has 15 exons. The record is from RefSeq and is a predicted model, not a curated record. Bases 122 to 3034 code for a protein of 970 amino acids. Gene Ontology annotation, cellular component: cytoplasm. Lineage: Eukaryota; Metazoa; Porifera; Calcarea; Leucosolenida; Sycettidae. Gene Ontology annotation, molecular function: protein binding; phosphatidylinositol binding.
CGUGUAUUUUCCACGAUAGUGUUCAUGCAAGUCAGUUUGACGUUUUGCUGAAUUGAUAAAGAAAAAGUCCAAAAGGAGGGCCAGUGCAGAGUCUUGAGCUCGCUUUUGGUAUGAGUGUGCUAUGAUGACUUCCCUGAGAGCUUCCAGGGUUACUACCAGAACAGAACGAGGUGCUAGCAGUACUUGGCAUGACCAAGAUCAGGAAAAUCGUGUUCGUCAUGUCGUAAUUCGCGAGGCUGAGAUCGUGAAGCAACCGUCCACACACGUUGUGUACAAGAUCAAUGUACUGACCCAGUGGAAUCACUGGUGUGUCCUGCGCCGCUACAGCGAGUUCUUUCAACUCCACACGGAGCUGGUACAGCGGUAUGGGAUAGCCAAGGACCUACUACCUCCCAAGCGCCUUACGGGUAACCUUGACCCGAAGGUGAUUGAGUCUCGACGAGAAGCCCUGGAGCAUUACCUGCAACGGCUGGUCAACAGUCAUUUUGAAGUGGCCACGUCCAAGGUCUUGUCGUUGUUUCUCGAUGUUCAGUCCCACGAUGUCAUUCAAGUUGCAAAGCGACUUGCCAGGCGUGCUUUCGAAGAAGGUGAAGUUAUUCUCUCGAAUCGCCGGCCCAUUCAGUACACACCAACAGAGAUGUUCUGCAUUUGCAAACGGUUAAAGCUACCAAUGGCGGAUGGAGACAACACUGACGGUGGUGCCACCGACCUUAGCCAUCUCUACAGCUUCAUCAAUCAGCUGGAAGCGCUAAGUAUAGCUGUACCUGCUGGCCAUCCGUCGUCCUGUAACAUGCCAUUCAGCCUGGCUCAGUUCCGCUCGCUGCGUUUACUGAAUAUUGAUACAUGUCCCCUUGCACUUCUUGAGGGACUGUCGACAGUGUGCCAGCAAGUACGCCGCCUCGGUAUGCACCACAACCUGAACUCUUUGAAGUCUGUACUCGAAGACGCUGCCAUCGAGCGACGUGGUCCUUCGGCAGUGUCGACUAGCUUGUCAUCCAGCGGUGUCGACAGCUGGCGGCACUCCUCGAUCGUGUCGCUGACCGUUGAUCGGCCGGUGAUGCAACAGUGGACGCAUCUCACACACCUGGAUGUCAGCCGCAAUCGCAUCACGGCCCUGGACGACUCGCUGAGACUGCUGCCAGCGCUGCAAGAGGCAAACUUUAGCUUCAACAUGAUCCAAAGUCUCGACUUCGAUCUGCUGUGCGUGGGACAUCUGAAGAAAGCCAAUUUUGCCCAUAAUCAGAUCUCGACGCUAACAGCCUGUAAACAGGAGUUUCGGCCACUUCACGAGCUCAACCUUGGGCACAAUCGCCUGAAAACUCUCACUGGUUUGGAAGCGUUCACACAGCUGCGUAGCAUAUUCAUAGACCACAAUCUUGUGGCAUCGCACACGGAGUUGGCAGCUCUGUCCGAUCUGGGCCAGCUACGGCACUUGCAGCUGGCUGCAAACCCGUUUGCCCAGCGUCGCGGUUAUCGAGUCGGAGCACUGGCUAUGGUGCCGCAUUGCGUCAAUGUCGUGGCUAUUGAUGGUACGCCAGUCUCUUUAGCCGAGCAGGCUCGCCUGGAUAAGCUCUCUCAGCAGCAUGGCAAUGAUUCUCGCCAGUGGCCAGAGAAUGCUCUCCGUCGCACCGGCUCUUUCUCGUCCGUCCCUUCGACUCCCAUUGGCGGACACCCUCCACUUAGUCCCAGGCGCUCUGAUUUUGUCACGCCGACGUCGUCGCAAACCAAGGUACAUGUAAGUGGCGAGCGGCUAGACUUGGAAGCGGCUGUGUCGGCGCUCUCCACGCCUGGACUGUCCGCUGCCCGAUUAGACCAGCAUUCAGGUGUGGCGCCUGGUUCGUCCAGCCACUGGCACGUAUCCUCUGUUGGACAGGCCAGUCCCAGUAGCUCCACAGGGGGCCAUACUCCAUCUCCUAGUGGCGGUGCUGCAGCUGCUGCUGGUGGUGCUGCUGCUGGUGAAGGGAGUAAUUCCCGGAAUCACGUCCAAGCAGGUGUUUCGUCAUCAGUGUCCGCGACGACGCUUUCUGCCGAGCAAGAAGCAACACUGCCUGCAACGGGGGAGCGCUUACCAGCUACGAGCACUAGCGGCACGGCUGGUAGUCGUGACUCUCCGUUCGGUGAAGGCGGAUACCGGGUGGUGCGCGUAGAUUCAGAGGAGCCGCCAUCGGAGGACUUCACCCGAAACCCGUUCAACGAACCCGCCAUGAUGGCGCAGCGCGAUCACUUCUUCGCCGCUCGUUCUUGGUCACCGCCCGGGGCGAGCGCUCCGCAAUCGCGCCCGCAGUCCUCUGCUGCCGACAGAGGAAAUGACAAUGGAACCUCUGCCAGCACAGCACCCACGCUUCUUGCGCUUGCUGCAGCAACUGGCGAAGAGGGCAACAGUCGGUUGGCUGUGACGCACACCGGUUCCGGGACAUCUAGUGCUCCAGAUACUAGUCGAGCGCCAGCAAGCCAUCCUGCAGAACAGAGUCAGUCGGCCUCAGGUCCAGCGUAUCCUAACAGAAGUAGCCCAGGUACGGGAGUAUCGACACCAUCGUGCAGCACUAGUGCGACAACGACGGAGCACAUGGCUACUUCCGAUACAGCUACUGACGCUGCUCAUCAAGGUCGGCGGGUAUGCGAUUUAUCCAGUACCGUUUCCACGAACAUGGCAGUACUUGACGGCACUGCCUGCACGGAAUCCACUGCUUUGCGGACACAGGCACACGCCGAGGAACGAGAACACGCUGCCACCGACGAUGACCUAGCCUCGCCAUCUUCACUAGAGCUUGGGUGCGGCUCUGGGCAGUCCGUUUCUGCCGUGUCCUCAAGCCACACGGUGACUAACGGAUCUGUAUCAUCCGCAGAGGACGUGGGUGCGCAAUUGGCGGCUGUUCAGUUAAAUUCGUCUGCUGAAUCUCAGGGUCUAGCCUCGCAAGCAGUGGAUCUUACUCGCGCCACGGAAGCAGCAGCUGAGGCAAGCAGAGCACGAGAUGAUGCUGACGUUCAUUCUGACACGUCUCGCGUUGUUUCCGUCGACCCAACCGACAGUUAGUAUCAUUUCUAGCAACUUGCAAUCCAUUGCUGUACUAUUACUGCCGCUGGAACCUCGGGCCUACCUAGCAGAGACGAGUGCGACAUCCUUGCCAACAUUUGUUCUUCUUCCGGUGAUUAUAUCUGCGUGCCGCUUGUUACAAGCUUUCCGUGCGUUUCCACAGAGUUUUAACCCCGUCGUUUGUUUGCACUUCAGUGCUGACGGCGAAUAGUGUAGUGCCUUUUAGCCGCAUAUACGAUUAGCUGAAUCUGCCAUUAGAAAAUCCGGUGUGCAGGCGGAAUGCAGAAUUACUGUGUCGCUAUCUGCAACGGCUUUCUUCACAUAACCUCCAAAGUAUGUCAGUGUUUAUUCGAAUUCCUAUAGGCUAAACGCGUUCUACAGUAGCUGAUCGUUCUAAUUUUCUCUUCGUCCGUGUCGUCUUUCUACCUACAGCUGCUGGCGGCCUGUUUUUGUUUUGUUAGUUUUUAACGUUCUGACUUUACUCGUCGACGCCUUACUAGUACCCAUUUUGCAGUUCACUUGUAGCUGCUACUUCUCUGUUUUCUGUACGCCACGCGAUGCCAAUCAGUUGUUCUUUCUUACUAGUCUUAGUGCAACACUCAACUGUGCUCGUUCUAAGUCGCCUGGGAGUAGUAAAGUACCGGUAUUUUACCUGAGAGCGGGUUUAUUCACAACACCAAUCGCGUGAAACCAUGGACUACUCGCUGGCCACCUUUGCUGGCUUGGUACAGCACUUCUGUACAGUAUUCAACUGGUAUUCGUUGGAACUGAUGGCAGCUGCAGCUGGCCUGUGUUCGUCAUAGCUUGCUUUCUUGCCUCUUGUGCACCUUUCUUGGAUAGCGAUCUACCAUGAUAAUACUGCUCUGUGCAGCACACUCA